AUGGCGCCCGCCACUGCGACUACGACUGCGACACCGGCUGGGGAGCGGCGGCAAUGCUGGGAGUGUCGACGCCGCCGCCUUGUCUGCGACUCUGCACGACCGGCCUGCAACAAGUGCCGUGCAGCCGGGACCGAAUGUCCUGGAUACAGUGGGAACAAACCGCUCAAGUGGAUUACUCCGGGCAAGGUUAAAUCCCGAAAUCGGGGAACACCGUCGAGCACGGCUAAGGCUCGUGUUGCGGCGCCAGAUGCGGCUCCUUCUCCUUCGUCCUCUAGCUGUUCCUCUCGUUCAUCGUCUGCUACCGUUCUGACGGCGCAGUACAAUCCUAAUACCAAUUCCCAUUUUCAUGAUAAUAACAACGUCCCCGUCUCCGGUCCGGCCGCCCCUGUCAUGGCCGAGCCUACGGGACCAGCUGCGGCGGCCGCUAGUCGGGCCAGCUUUGAUAGCAGCGGCUCCGGUACGACGUGGAGUCCGAGAACCGACAGUCUGGAUGAGCCAAUCGGGAGUCCGACUGACUUGUUAUUUGGAGGUCCAAGCACGGGGAUCUUCCAGCAGGCGCAAACGGGUAAUCUUGUGGACCCGAUGCUCUUUAUCAAAGACCUGGGAGCGGAAGCCCGCGCCUUCGUCAAUAUUGUUCUGUAUUUCAAUACCUGCGUGUACCCCGACGUGGCGGCGAUGCAUGACCUGCCGCCCAACCCGUAUCUCGAUCAGUUCCCGAUGGUGGCGCUCCACCAAAUGCCAUUGUCCGUCUGCCACACCAUCGCCUAUUUGGUCCUGGGCCACCGGCUGCAACGGUGUGGCUCAAGCGACGCAGACGAUGUCCUGACUCGGGAGCGUUCACGACUCUAUCAUCAUCGCGGCGAAGCUAUGCGAUGCCUCAGCGAGGAUAUCGCCAGCGCCACGACGCAGUGCAACGACGCCACCAUUCUCAGCGUAUUGAUGUUCUUAUUCGCAGAUGUGCGCCAGUUCGCAGCUCCAUACUGGCGGUAUCAUCUCACCGGUGCCACGCAGCUAAUCCUUCUACGAGGCGGCCUGCGAAAGCUCAUGCGGUCGUCAAUGGCCCUUCGACCCUCGCUGCUUUAUUUCAUGAUCAUCGGAGUUAUGGGCAACACUACCAGUCCCGCAACUAAUCAAAUCCCCGCCACGUCCAGCCUUGAUCUCAUCGAUCUAAUGGCCGAGUCCUACGGCGAAGGUCUAUCACCCUCGCUUUGCUGCCCGCCUACUCUGAUGCUUGAUAUCAUUCGCAUCAAUCACCUGCGGCUCGAAGGCUCCUCCAACCCCGCCGACGAAUUCAUCCAUCUCAGCGCCACCACCCUCCUCGAACAGAUCCAGGCCUUCUCGCCUGAGCAAUGGGUGGUCACUAGCAAAUUUCCACGCGAGGAAUGGAGUCUGCUCGGUCGCAUCUACCAAUCCGCCAUCCUAAUUUAUUGUAUCUCCUCGCUACAAAGCGUGGGAGUGUUGCCCUACGCCGCCGAUCUUGUCUCCAUGCGCGCCGCCCACGGCAGUCGUCUCUGCCUUCUGCUGCGGAAGACCCUGUCCUCCCAAAUGGCGCGGAAAUGCAUAACUUGGCCACUUUUAGUUGCCGGUGUACAAGCGAAAAGCAGCAGCCCCGAUAUGCGUACCUUCGUGGAGACUUCUUUGACCGAGAUAGGUCGUGACCUCGCAACACCGAUCCCUGGGGCUGCCCGGGACAUUCUUGAGGCGUUCUGGGAGUCCGGAAGUGACGAUUGGGAUGCGUGUUUCAACCAGCCAUAUGCGUUUCUAUCAUAA
Aspergillus melleus is the source of this 1770-nucleotide messenger RNA. RefSeq names its product Zn(II)2Cys6 transcription factor. The record is from RefSeq and is a predicted model, not a curated record. Gene Ontology annotation, cellular component: nucleus. The transcript is spliced from 4 exons. Gene Ontology annotation, molecular function: transcription cis-regulatory region binding; DNA-binding transcription factor activity, RNA polymerase II-specific; zinc ion binding. Gene Ontology annotation, biological process: positive regulation of transcription by RNA polymerase II. Bases 1 to 1770 code for a protein of 589 amino acids. NCBI's taxonomy places the organism in Eukaryota, Fungi, Ascomycota, Eurotiomycetes, Eurotiales, Aspergillaceae.